Messenger RNA from Brassica rapa (field mustard), 7786 nucleotides. Its product is annotated as transcription factor HEC1. Gene Ontology annotation, biological process: regulation of DNA-templated transcription. The record is from RefSeq and is a predicted model, not a curated record. Lineage: Eukaryota; Viridiplantae; Streptophyta; Magnoliopsida; Brassicales; Brassicaceae. Gene Ontology annotation, molecular function: protein dimerization activity; DNA-binding transcription factor activity.
AAACCACCAAAUUGCACUGUUUGCUGCCUCUUUUGUUCCAGCUGGUCCAUCUCCCAUCCAAUGCAACUCUAGACCUGUAAUGACUCGAAAAGGACUAGAAAGACUCGAUAAAGACUUGAAAACCAAUUGAAAAGCACAUAUACAAGAUGUAUAAAACACCAUAUAUCAAUAGUACAAAUACAAAUUAAAAUCACAACUUUUGAACCCGUUUUUUACUGCUUUAUCGUUUCAAAGGAAGAGUAUACUUUUUGUUUUAUAUUUUCUUUUAAAAAUUUAAUUUUUAUAUUUGUGUUUUUCUUUGUAAUUAUAUUUGUGUUUUUUUUGUAAUCAUAUUUGUAUAACAUAUACUUUUUAAAAUUAUUAGUAAGGGUUAUGAUAAUUGUAUUAAAUUUGUGAUGUUGCAUAACUAUACACUUGUGUCAUAGCCAUUUCAUACAUUAAUUUUGUACUUUAUUCCUAAACAGUAAUUAUUUUUUUUUAACAUAACAAAGUAUAGUUAUAUAAUGUAACUAAUAAUUUUUAAUAUAAACAAACAAAUAAAAUUGGUUCUCAACAAAUCAUAUAUAUUACAGCAAGUUUCAAAUAACAAACAUUUUAUUUAGUAGAUUAGACGAAUAAAUAUUUUUUUUUGUUGAUUUUAAAAUAAAAAUAAAAAUAAAACAUGAUCUACGUUUCAACGCGGACCAUAUCUUAAUGUAAUAGUUAAGAGUGAUUAUGUUUUAAUAAUAUAUAUACUUAAAUUAUUAGAAGUAAUUUCAUUUUAAUAAUAUAGAUACACCAUACAAUUUUAUAUGGCAACCAAUAUACUUAAACCAAACCAAACCAAUUUUUUUUUCCAAAUCCAAAUUCGUAAAUAACCAAACUAAUACUAUAUUUCUUAAACCAAAAAACAAAACACAAAAUCAAACCGAAACCAAACCAAAAACCAAAAAAAUAUAAUCUGGAUACAAACCGAAUUUAUAAAAUAUCAUCAAAUUAUAAAAUUUAAUUUCAAAACAUAAAUAUAAAUAAUCACGCCACUGCGCGGAUUAAAAUCUAGUUAGUGAUAAAUAAAUGAUAAUCAUUGUAUUUAUAAUAUGAUGGUGAAAGUUUAAACUACAUUUUAAGUAAAUUGAAGGUGUAUGUUCAGUUGAUCAAUCCAUUGGACAUUCCCUAAUUAUGUUACAUACACAAUCAAAAAGGAAAAUAUGCAAAUUUUCAGAAAUUCAUGACAUUUUUUAAGCCACCUAUUUGCUUGUAGCAUCAAUACUUUCUUUUUUUUUUGUGCAAAGCAUCAAUACUUUCAUUUAAGGACAUUCCUAUCAAACUUAUGUCUUCUAUAUUUUUAUCAACCCACCUAUAUAUUCUGUCACUGUCUAUCACCUUUAAGUUUCCAUGUAUUAGGUAUGGUAUAGAAUAGUGUAUAUAUAUUGCAUAACACCAAUAAUAUAACAAAGAAGGGUGCGUGAACUUUAUCCUGUCACUGAGAACAUGAGAAAUUAUCUCAAAAAGAGAGUUAUAGAGAAAAGAAGAAGAAAAGCAAUAGAAUAAUUAAUAAAACAAGAAACAAAAAAAGAUCUCAAGAUUUUAAAUAUUUUAAAGAGAAAACAAAAGAAAAAAAGUAAGACGAUAGAAAUGUGUCAGAAGAAUACAGAGCACUUGCCCAAGAAACCAUAGAAAAUGUCUAUGUAAAUCUAAUCUCAAGGAUAUUGUAAUGAUCAGAGACUAUCUGUGGUCAUGUUGGGAACUUUGUGGGAUAUCUCACGUGGGACGAUCUUUCUCUUUAUAGAUAACCAAAAAAACAAUGUAACUAUUAUGAAGUUAAUUUGUCAACUAUGUUGUGUGAAAAUAAUGUAGAUUGAAUUUAAUUAUUGAUGUAAAGUAGGUUGUUAGUGAAUCAAGGAGCAUGAAUGAUGAUUGGUACAUGAACACCACUGUAUUUGCUACCUUGCCUUGUGAGGCAACCUAUCUCAUUUUUGGUAUAUCUUACACUAUAUAAUAAUAAACAAAAUAAAAUAUGAUAUUUGUUUUGGAUAUAAAAACUUGUUAUUGUUACAUACUUAGCGUCCACUCUAGAAUUAAUUAUGCAGUGUGCAAAAUAACUGUUUUUAAUGGAUAUGUGUUUCAGUAUAAUAAAACAAUGACGCACUUGGAACCGUUGAAUAUCCGAAAUGUUCAUUAGUUUCUGCAUUUUUCAUAUGAGAUUUGUUCAAAAGGUUAUUUCAUUGUCAUUUUAAAUACCAACCAUUGAGCUAUGUUUUUCUUAUAAUCAGUUCGCUAUUGAAUAAUUUGAUUUAUAACUAAUCAGCUAAGUAAUAACAACCGAACGGGUUCAAUUUGUUUAACUUUGACGAUUAAGAAACUGGUAUGCUCUACUAAACUUGAAUUACUACAAAUGUGCGAUACGAAUCUGCAUUUGUUUUUUUACGCUUUCAUAUGACGGGUCAACUACUUUGAUGACUUACACUGCUUGGAUUACCAGUUGGAUCAGAAUUACGAUUCAUAUCAACAUACAUUGGACUGAGACUGAGAGACAGCUUGGCCACUACCAUUCAGAGGUUAACCAAUUAUAUUCAUACCUUUAAACAUGUAUAUGUCUGUGGUCCUUCAUAAGUUUUAAUAGUCCUCCUUUGUUGACACUGUGCUGUCACAUAGAUUCUUCAUAGAUCUUUCGAGAGAAAAAGGGAACAAUAACAGAUCAAGGUCAUGAUAAAGUCCCAAAACUCUGAAAUAAAGAUAGUUAAAAUUCUCUAUGUAAACCAGGAUAACUUAGUCUAGUGGUAUACGGCUUGCGGCUGCAAGUACAGUCUCGAGUUCGACUCGUACUAGCCACCGAGGCUUUCACAUGGAUUCUUCGACCCGAGGAGACCAACACAUAGCCUGAUCCAAAGCGGUCGCCAAAGGCUCUAAGCCUGCCACGUGGCUAGUCUGGAUCUGCGAAGUGGGGACCAGAAAACUCCUCGUAAAUAUCAAAAAAAAAUUCCUAUGUAAUAAUUUUAAUGAACGUCUAUUGGAUAGUAACGAUAUUAUUUUUUGUGUAUUAAACGGCUGGAUGGAUAAAUCAGAUGACGCAAUUCGUGAUGAUGGUUACAAAUAAUUGGUAAAAGUUGAAAAUAACGGAAGUUUACUCAUAUCUUGCUGAUUACGAACGUUAGUAUAUGUUAAUGUAACGAAAAGUGAUGUUAGUUUCACAAGGGUGAGUAUUUAUUGUAAUGGUGUAGGUAAGGUGAAUAAGGGAUGAAUUGAUUUAUUGAUUGUGAGAGUGGAAGCAGUCAAAGUCGUCGUUGCGUAUGAUUUUGCAUGCUUUGGUGUCAACGCAAUAGGGUAAAACCAAGGUCGAAGCACUGGCUUUGCUUGCUUGUUUUUUAUCUAAUCAUGGGGAAGAAGGAACCAUCCAACAAAAAAAGACAGUUUAAUUAAAUAAAUAAAAACAAAACUAGUCUUAAAUGUGAUUGUGUACAAAUAAAGCGAGACAGAACUUGAAAGAACAGCGAGAGCUUGUGCUGACUUUUUGGACUUCUGUAUUUUUAAGGUAAGACUACUACUUAAAUCAGUUAAGAUUCUGUUUCUGGCUACUGUUCUUGUAGUGUAUUAUUCCAUCGAUAUUACUAAUUAAUUACAGAGAGGAAUUUAAAUACUGCAACAACUAAUUUAAUCCACUUAUAAUUUCACUCCUACUUAGAGCAUGAUUAAUGAGAGGUUCUUAGUGACGGUUUUUAUAUUCUGCUAAAAUCUCCACCUUAAGAAUCUCUCAUUAAUCAUGUUUUUAUACAGUUGAUCAAAAAUUAUGGAUCUUCUAGAAGAGAAAACAUAUAUGAAAAAUAAAAGAUUAUCUCAAAUGUAUUUUGCUAUUUCCACAUCUAAAAUAGAAGAACUCUAUAAUAGAAGUGAAAUAUGCUCUAAUCUAUUUCUGUAAAAUAGCAAUUUUUAAAUAUAUAACAAAAAAUAGAAGAAUGUUAAGAAAUAGAGAUGAAUUAGAGUAGUUUCACCUUUAAAUGCUACUUCAUCUGUUUCAAAAUAGAUAAUGUUUUAGAGAGUUUUUGAAGUUUCAAUAUAUAUGAUGUUUUAUAUUUCAAUAUACUUUUUAAUUUUAUCAAAAACUGUGUAAUCAAUCAUAUUGUAGUUUAUAUGAUUAGUUGAAUAAUUUUUAAUUUAUAUUUUAAUGAUUUUUUAAGAUUAAAAAUGAGUUUCGUAAUAGUUGUGUUCUUUCAUAAAACAUAGUGUAUUUUGAAAUAUGGGGAAUAUUAUAAAAGUAAAAAUACCAAUGAGUUGGAAAUACUCUAAAAUUGCUAAUAUUGCGGUUUUCGAAGUUUUGAUUUAUUUAUCUUCCCUCGUUGCUGGGAAUGAUAUCGGCUUGUCAGUUGCACCAGAUGAUGAUUCUUUAUUUUCGAUUUUAUCAUAAAUGGAAUUAUUUGGUUAAAGAAACAAUUUGCUAAAGAAAAACAGAAACAAAAGGUUGACAAUUUUGAUAUAAAAUAAUUGAAAAGCAUGCGAGAAGGAAAAACUUACUGGCGGUAACCAACAAAAGCAUCCAAUAUGCGUUUCUUAAGAGAAAGAAAGGAUAAAAUAAAAUAAAAAUAAUAAUUUAAGUCGUUCUCUGAUCAGCUUUGAGAAGCGUGCCAUACGCUAAAGAUCGAUGUCAAUUGCGCUCCGAUUAAUCAUCAACCCUUUUCUUUGCAAGUAUGAAUGUAUUAAUUUUACCAGCAAACUUUACAAAAAUAAAAUAUUGCUCCCUGGAUUCUGACACAUACCUUGUGGAUGUGAGGGUAUUGUAUAACGAAAUGAUAAUAAAUGAUAAGACUCUCUCUAGUAUUGUUUUUUUUUACUAGCUAUCAUUUUUCUUGAAUCAUAGAACAUGUUAUUGUUACUACUUAAUACAUCGAAACCAGUGGAUGAUCAUAAGAAUCAAUGACUCUUUCACAAACACACAAAUAUAGAGAAAAAAAAGGGAGAAUGAUGUAAAUGUAUAAUGAUAAAUUGAUAAUGGUCGAGAAUGGAAUUCCCGUUGGUUAUGCUGGUGGUGGUGGGAGUGGUUCAUGCACCUUGUUUAAUUAAUUUGUCACGUAACCAAAGCCAGUGGAUGUAGAACACGUGUAUGAGAAAACAGGAUCCUGACGGUCAAUCUGAGAUCUAAGAUCUUAUAGUCAAUCAUGUGGCGAGGAUCGACGGCUAAAAAAUGUAACGAUCUUCUAUUAGUUACUAGUAUCACUUGUGUUCCAAAAAAAAAAAAGUUACUAGUAUUACUUUCUUUGCCUUUUCCUUUUUGGUCCAUGCAAGACAAGUUACACGAUAAUUACCUACUUAUAGUAACUCCUACAUGUACUGAGGUACUCACGCUUUUCCAUAGACUCUUACCAACCGAAAACUAUAUUUUGACCUGAUAGCUUGUUGUGCAUAAAUGCAUAAUGAUUUAUUUUAUAAAAUAUACGGGAACUAUAGUAUUAUUUAGAUGAUCAAGUUUAACGAUAAGGAAUCAAACCCACCAUAUUAAUAUAUUCGUUGCCUUGCUAGUUGUUACAUGCGUACUCCUCUUAUGUACAUAACACGGUAUGCAAAAAGAAACAAUGGUUGAAGCAAUAAUAUUGAUUUUUUUCUCUGUGGUUAAUUAGGAUCCUGACCGUGUUCGUAGGUUUAUAAAACCCUUCUUCACAUCAGUAAGUUCGUUUGAAUGCAUGGUGGAAUUUGGAAUUUGCACUAAGAUAAGAAGACAAAUUUGAAUAUUUAAUUUAAUAUGUACAUCAUAUACAUGUAUAAACAGAGUUAAAAAUGAAAAAUUUCCUUAGAUUUAUAAAUAUGUUGUAUAAGUUAAAGAAGGGGAUGGGCCACAAGUUGCUAUAUAAGUCCUUCCACUUCUUGAAAUAUUACUUGAGUUCUGAUUGGGCAGUAGUACCAUUGCCAUUUCUCACACAUACCAAUUAUCUAAAAAAAACCCAAAUUUUCAUUUUUGUAAGCUUUUCUCGGUUUCUCUCCAUACCGAUUUCAACAACUUCUCUAUGGACUCUGACAUAAUGAACAUGAUGAUGCAACAAAUAGAGAAGCUUCCUGAAUUUUGUAACACAAAUCCCUCUCUCAUCGACCACAACAACAACAACACUUACCCUUUUCUGUUCAACUCAAACCACAACCAUUCUGACUCAAUGACCCCCGAACCCGGAUUACUCACUAACCCUUCUUCUCUCUCUCCCAACACAAUUUACUCUUCCGUUUUGCACCACAAAAGAAGCAAUAGUAGCAACACCAAUAGCACGAACAUGGAAGCGAUGCGAGAGAUGAUUUAUCGAAUUGCCGUGAUGCAACCGAUACAUAUCGACCCCGAGGCCGUAAAGCCACCUAGGAGGAGGAACGUCAGGAUCUCUAAAGAUCCACAGAGUGUUGCUGCUCGUCACCGAAGGGAGAGGAUAAGCGAGAGGAUUCGGAUUUUGCAACGUCUUGUUCCUGGUGGGACCAAGAUGGAUACAGCUUCGAUGCUCGACGAAGCUAUUCAUUAUGUGAAGUUUCUAAAGAAGCAAGUGCAGACGCUGGAGCAACAAGCGGUGGAUACUAGCGGCGGUGGAAUGACGGCAGCGGUAAGUGGUGGUGGUGGAGUGAUUAUGAAAGGUUGUGGAGCAACGGGGACUCAUCAGAUGGUGCGCAAUGCACAGAUUCUUAGAUGAUGAUUGAUUAUUUUAAAUUUUUACUAUGUGAUAUCCGAUAAAGUUAAAAGGAAAAUUAUUCUAGGUAGGGUGAAGUUAAUUUAAUAAAAUGGAACUAUAAGUCUUUUAACUUUUUCCUGUUUAGAUUAUGUGUGUCUGUGAUGGACUGAUGGUUUUAAUGUCAGACUCUCCAUGGUUUUGGAGUGAGUUGUAAAUUAGGAACUACUAUGAUCGUAUCUUUGUUAUUGGAAUAAUUUGGGAAAUAACUUUAAGGGUUAAUGAUAUAUUGUUUUCAGCUUCAGGCUUGAGUGUGGCCUCUAAAUAGCUGUUUUCAAACGUGCUAAAUCUAUGUAUUCAUCUUGUUUAUUAAAUUUCGAUGCUCAUAUCAGAAUUGGGUACGGUUCUGGUUAAACUAAAAAGGAAACAUUCCUUCUCACUAGAGGUUCAUCGAUCAUGUUUUAUUUCAUAUUAACUUAUACUCUCUAUGUUCCUAAAUAUAUAAGAUGUUUAAGAAAAAACACACAUAUUAAGAAAUUUUUUUUUCUAGAAAGUAUCAUUAAAACUAUAAAAUAGAAAGUAUCAUUAAAACUAUAAAAUAAUUAUAUUCAACCAAUUACAAAAUAGAUUAUUAAAUAUGAUUGGUUAUAGAGUUUUUAAUAAAGUAAAAAUUACCUAAAAAAUAAAAAUAUCUUAUAUAUUGGAACAUCAAUUUUUUUCGAAACAUCCUAUAUUUAGAAACAGAAAGAGUACUAAUUUUUAGGGUAAAAAAUUAUACAAAAUUUGACAACGUCCUUGAAUAAAUUGAUACAAAAUCCUUUUGUUUUCUGUAUAAUUCUUGGUAUGUUUUAAAAUAUCAAGAAAUUCUUUAAAUAAAUUAUCACAUUUUUAUAAACCCUAUUGGUUACCUAGUCGGAUACCUAGUCCGAAAGCUUACCGCAUUGCUUGAUUCGAAUUUGAAUAUUUUCUGACUAUUGCCAAAGAAUAGUUAAAGAUAGACCGAUCAUCUGUUAUAAUCCACAAUGUUAACUAUAUGGACCGAAACUCAAGUCCAUACUCGAUAAUUUAUUAGUUUCUAUCGGGAUUGGAAUUCAAGACCGACAUGGAUACACGCCCACAGUGGCAAAGGUAGCUUCUUGUGAGGAGGGUCAUAUGACCCAUGUGGAAUUUUAUAAAAA